UGUAGAGUCUGCAGUGUGCUGCCAGUCUGUGAGCUGGAGAGACACUCAGAUGACACACACAAGAGAAAUCUUCAAAUACAAACUUUGUUGCAGCUUCUUCUGUUUUUCCAACUGUGGAUGCGAGGCGGGUUAUUUACACAGACAGCUGCAAUGCUUGCAUUCUACCUCUUGACUCUUGCUGCCACCAUCGCAGCCCACAACCAGCUGUUGCCAGGCUCCUGCAACUUUGAAUCCAACACCUGCGAAUACACGUCAGAUGCAGACUUUGCGAGCUGGACCCUGCAUAAAGAUGGGCAUUUUAUCGCAGUCGACACAGUUAUGAAAGAUGACCAGGACGAUGACAUAGGUACAAGUGACAGAACGCAGAGAGGGAUCACAGGGGUCCUGCUGAGUCCAGCUCUGGAGCAGGGGGAGUGGAGCUGCCUGAGGCUUGUCUACCAGAUCAUAGGGUCAGGAAGCCUGGAGGUCCUGCAACGCACGGAGGGAAAAAGCUUUGACAGGCCACUUUGGAGCAGCCAGACACCCUCUGAAAGCUGGGUUAUCGCAAGCCUGGACCUGCAGAACAAUACCGAGCCUUCCAGGGUUGUCAUUGAAGGUAAACCUGGGCGGAGCGCUGGGAGCAGCGUGGCCAUCUUUGAGAUCCACAUUAGCUCCGGAUACUGCAUGGACUGUGAUUUUGAGGAGUCUCAUCUGUGUGGAUACAGUAAUCAGUGGAAUGCCAAUGUAAACUGGUAUGUGGGAGGAGGUGGGGUCAAGCUCCUUCACAGCAUGCCAAAUGACCACACAUACAACAAUAAGACAGGUCAGUUCAUGUAUGUGGACUCAAUAUAUGCCAAGACUUUCAAAGAAGUGGCCAAACUGGUGUCUCCUAUGACGAUGGUGCCAAUGUCCGGCUGCCUGAGUUUUCAGUACCAGCGAAGCGAGGAGAGAGGGAACCUGUUCUCUGUUUUCACCCGGGACCGACUGGGCCAGUACCAGGAGCUAUGGAGGGCAGGGUCAGAAAACCAGAGUGAUUGGAGCAAGACGCUUGAAGAGUGGAUACCUGUGCAGGUGGACCUGAAGGCACCAUACUCUGUACAGAUGGUCUUUGAAGUGGCGUUUAACAGUCCAAGAGGCGGACGAGUUGCACUUGAUGACAUUUCCUUUUCUCCCGUGUUUUGCAGCAUGGACACUGAGCCGACCUUCGACCCGUCCAUCGCCAGCUGUGAUUUUGAGUCAGGUUUCUGCCACUACACCCAGGAGCAGGUGAUGGGGUCGUCGUGGAGGAGAGUGUCGGUGAAGCCCAACAUAUUCAGGAAUGGAGACCACACCACAGGGACAGGGUCUUUCCUGUUGGCUCACUCCUGGUUGAGCCCACACUCCAGCUACCUUAGUCGCCUGAUCAGUCCCACUCUGCCUGGAAACAUGAAGUACUGCCUGAGAUUUUACUUCUCUCUGAGGGGUUUCAACCAGACGGACCAGGCUCUGGGUUUAUAUCUGGAGCAGCAGCAGAGCAGCAGCCAGGAGAAGAUCUGGACUCAGGGGGAGAAGUCCAGAGGAAUCUGGAUGGAGACCGAAGUCACCUUCCAAACAUCACAGCCUGCCAAGGUGGUUUUCAUUAGCACCUGCAGGAGCUUCUGGGACUGCGGCUCUGUGGCUCUGGAUGACAUCACUUUGAGCCUGGGAGACUGUGAGCUGACGGCAGGUUUGUUGUCAUCCCCUCUGCCAGGACAGUGUGACUUUGAAGCAGGCCUGUGUGGUUACACUCAGGACAAGCAUACCGAUGCCGCUGACUGGGAGUGGAGGAGAGGAUCCACCCCGACCUCGUACACCGGGCCCUCAGGGGACCACACCACGGGACUCGGAUACUACGUGCACAUGGAGGCGUCAACCUUGCUGCCCGGUCAGAGUGUCCGGCUGCUUUCCCGCCCUCUGAGGGGCUCCAGGGGGCCUCAGUGUCUGCGCUUCUACUACCAUAUGUAUGGCUCGGGCACAGGCCAGCUCAGCGUUCAUCUCGACAAGGACGGGGAGGACGUGUUGCUGUGGCUGCGGAGUGGCGAGCAGAGCAUUGCCUGGCUGAGAGCCAGACUAGAGUAUACGUGUGACAGCCAGCAUCAGAUUGUGUUUAAAGCAACCAGGGGGUCAUCAGUAAGGAGUGACAUCGCCAUUGAUGACAUUGUCUUGGAAAGUGGACCUUGCCCAGAAAUGGAGAUUCAGGCCACCGUGGGAACCUCCAAUGAGAUCGAGUAGAAGGGAAGAGGAAAACAGCUGUGUAGGAUGCAUGAACCCUGUUUUUUUUUUGGUUUUUUUUGCACAUUGCAGGCAACUUAGUGUUGUCGACUCCUGACUCCUACAUGUCAAUCUGAACUUGUAGGAAUGAAUAUGGGUAAAAUAGGAAACUUUUCACAUAGCUCUGUUUUCAUGGAGCAACACAUAUCAAUUGUGUCAUAGUCAGCAUUUCUCUCUACACUGUAGAAACAGAGUGUGUGUUAAACUGUUUGUCUUCACAUUUAUAUGCAUUAGAUUAAUGCUCAUUGCUCAAAU
Messenger RNA from Xiphias gladius (swordfish), 2523 nucleotides. Its product is annotated as MAM domain-containing protein 2-like. Gene Ontology annotation, cellular component: membrane. Gene Ontology annotation, biological process: nervous system development. Bases 118 to 2229 code for a protein of 703 amino acids. NCBI's taxonomy places the organism in Eukaryota, Metazoa, Chordata, Actinopteri, Istiophoriformes, Xiphiidae. The transcript has 15 exons. The record is from RefSeq and is a predicted model, not a curated record.